Molecule: messenger RNA, 2253 nt
Organism: Botrytis cinerea B05.10
Lineage: Eukaryota; Fungi; Ascomycota; Leotiomycetes; Helotiales; Sclerotiniaceae
Exons: 3
Coding region: 312-1961 (549 amino acids)
Biological process (GO): carbohydrate catabolic process
Molecular function (GO): calcium ion binding; alpha-amylase activity
Source: RefSeq, a predicted model, not a curated record
GGGGACCAUGAAAAGUAUGGAUAUCUUAAUUCGGAUAGGAUGUGGUUUGUAGGAAGCAUCGGCUUUGAUUUAAUAAGUCUAUAUUGGCUCUUCCUUUUGUUUUGCUUUCUUUUGAUUUCUGUUUACCCUCUUUCUCUUUUGCGUCUUUGGAGAUCUGGUGAUUGUUUCGACGUCUUUCCGUAUAUACAUCCAUUCAGUCUCUCGUUCUGUCUGUGUUGUACGCAUUGCACUUGUCUUCCGAGUAGUUUACUCUUAUUCCAUCCCUCCAUUCGUUACAUAGUCUUUUGCCCUUGGCUUUACACAACAUCACGAUGAAGUACUCAAUUAUUCCAUUCGUUCCCCUUUUCGCGGGUUUAUCUCGAGCAGCAAGUAGUGAUGACUGGGCGGGGAGGUCUAUCUAUCAGGUUAUCACAGAUAGAUAUCAUCGAUCCUCAGAUUCGGAUGCUCCUUGUAAUAUCACGAAUUAUUGUGGAGGUACCUGGAAUGGCAUCACGGAGAAUCUGGAUUAUAUCCAGAAUAUGGGGUUCACGGCCAUUCAAAUUAGUCCCGUCAAUUUGAACAUUAACAGUACGACGAUUUACGGACAAGCUUUCCAUGGAUAUUGGCAGACUUCUCUCUACGAUCUCAAUCCGAACUUCGGUUCAGCAGAUGAUUUGUUGAAACUAAGUGCAGAAGUUCACAAGAGAAAAAUGUAUCUCCUAGUUGAUGUCGUUGCUAGUGAGAUGGCCGUUGACAUUGGAGAUCACAACAUGACCGCUGGAACCAAGAUCGAUUAUUCAGCUUUCUCCCCUGCUCCAUUCAACGAUGAAUCAUCAUACAACCCCUACUGCCCAAUUAUCGAUUGGCAAAAUGUCACAGAAUAUCAAGAUUGUUGGUUGGGAUACACCGGAGUCGCAACUCCAGAUAUCAAAACAGACAAUAAAGAAAUCGCAGCCGCAUUAGGCACAUGGAUUAAGGAGCUUGUCUCCAAUUACUCUAUUGAUGGAAUUCGAGUCGAUGGUGCUAAACAGAUUACAUAUGACUUCUUCCAAGAUUUCGUCGAUGCCGCCGGUGUAUAUCCUUUGGGAGAAGUAGAGGAUGGCGAUGCUGCCUUUACUUGCAAUUACCAACAGUACACCGAGGGAUUGGAGAACUAUCCGGUUUAUUACACAACCAUUCAAGCCUUUACCGCUGGAAAAAUGGCUGGUCUGGUCGAUAUGGUCAAGAGUAUGGGAGCUUUGUGCAAAUCUCCACAAUAUCUCGCGAAUUUCAUUGAGAAUCAAGAUCAACCACGUUUUGCAUCUUAUAAUGAUGAUGAGACUCUCGCAGCCAACGCAAUGGCUUUCACAAUCCUGGCAGAUGGUAUCCCCAAGUACUAUUACGGACAAGAACAACAUCUGCAGGGCAACUACUCUCCAUACAACCGUCAAGCUCUCUGGGAAAGUAAGCCAAGCACAACUACUCCUCUCUACACUAUGACAGCUACUCUCAACACCCUCCGUAACCACGCCAUCUCCAUAAACUCAAACUACAUCGCCAACAUGUCCAUUCUGCUCCACAAUGACGAUUCCACAUACGCAACACGUAAAGGACCAAACGGUGUUCAAAUCGUCUCGGUACUUUCUAACCAAGGUUCCAAAGGAGGAAGCUACACUCUAGGCAUCAACAAUGCCGCCGACGCUGGAACAAACAUGACCGAAGUAAUCACAUGCACAUCGUACAUUGCAAGUGAGAACGGAACGCUCUUCAUUGAGAUGGACAAAGGAGAGCCAAGAGUACUGUUCCCUAGCUACCAAAUGAAUGGAACGGGCAUUUGUGGAUUCGAUGAAGAUGCUAGUGCGGGAACAGCAACAAGCACUGGAACGGCGACUGGAAGUGCAGCUAGUGCGACAUCAUCGAAGAAGGGAGAUGCGAGUGGAUUGAGAGUUGCCGGUUGGGUGUUCGCGGGUGCGAUGGGUGCGUCUGCUUUGGCUUUCAUGUAGGGGGUUUUUGAGAUUGGGUUGUAGUUAGGGGGGAGAGGUGGGAAGUUAUUAAAUUUAAUGAUUAGGCAUCUGCUUGAUGUCUCAUGUUUAUGUGUGUAUUCGGUUCCAAUUUGACGUACAGCAUGCAUGCAUGUCUGGUGUUGAAUUAAAUCAUAGAUAUUACGGCAACAUUUCUGGAAAUGAAAGGAGCAAGAAGCUUGAUGGGCUAUGUGGCAAGAAAAAGGCAGAAGAAUUGUGAGUAUAAAAUAUAUCAAACUUUUAUUUACUUAAUAACAACUAAUUAAUUGAUUAA